CGCUGGCUCUCCCCUGAGUCCCCCGGACCCCAGGAGAGCAAGCGGUGUGCGCGCCGGCGCUGCGUUUUCUCUCGACGCUUGGGACGCUCGGUGGCACUGGAGGAAGCCCUGACCGAGUCCCGAAGCCGGAAUAACCUGUCUUUCCGGUGCCUGCGGACGCCGCUGCAGCCGCGGCCGGAGCCCCGGGCUCAGUCGGUCCCGCGCUGCGGGGCGCGUCCUGCCUCUGUGCCUUCUUUGAGGGGCAAGAACUGAGAAAGCCGAGCCGGAGGUCUGGGCUCUGCCCCCAGCGCGAGGUGCAGGAUGGAGAGCAAGGCGUUGCUGGCAGUCGCCCUGUGGCUCUGCGUGGAGACCCGGGCCGCCUCUGUGGGUUUGCCUGAUGAUUCCCUUCAUCCACCCCUGCUCAGCACACAAAAAGACAUACUUACAAUUUUGGCAAAUACAACUCUUCAGAUUACUUGCAGGGGACAGAGGGACUUGGAUUGGCUUUGGCCCAACAAUCAGAGUGGUUCUGAGGAAAGGGUGGAGGUGACCAAAUGCAGCGACAGUGUCUUCUGCAAGACACUCACAAUUCCAAAAGUGGUUGGAAAUGAUACCGGAGCCUACAGGUGCUUCUACCAGGACACCAAUGUAGCCUCCACUGUUUAUGUCUAUGUUCAGGAUUAUAGAUCACCAUUCAUCGCCUCUGUUAGUGACCAACAUGGAAUUGUGUACAUCACUGAGAACAAAAACAAAACUUUGGUGAUUCCAUGCCGAGGGUCGAUUUCAAACCUCAACGUGUCACUUUGUGCAAGGUAUCCAGAAAAGAGAUUUGUUCCUGAUGGAAACAGAAUUUCUUGGGACAGCGAGAAAGGCUUUAGUAUCCCUGGUUACAUGAUCAGCUAUGCUGGAAUGGUCUUCUGUGAAGCAAAGAUUAAUGAUGAAACCUAUCAAUCUAUUAUGUACAUAGUUGUAGUUUUAGGAUAUAAGAUUUAUGAUGUGGUUCUGAGCCCCCCUCAUGGAAUCGAGCUAUCUGCUGGAGAGAAGCUUGUCUUAAAUUGUACAGCAAGAACUGAGCUCAAUGUGGGCCUUGAUUUCAACUGGGAAUGCCCUUCUUUGAAGCAUAAGAAAAUUGCAAGCCGAGAACCAAAGCUCUUGCCUGGGACUGCAAUGAAGAAAUUUUUGAGCACCUUGACAAUAGAUAGUGUGACCCGGAAUGACCAAGGGUGGUACACCUGUGUAGUGUCCAGUGGGCGGAUGACCAAGAAGAACAGCACGUUUGUCCGAGUCCACACACAACCUUUUGUUGCUUUCGGUAGUGGUAUGGAAUCUUUGGUGGAAGCCACAGUGGGUAGCAGUGUCCAAAUUCCUGUGAAGUUCCUUGGCUACCCAGCCCCUGAAAUCAAAUGGUACAAAAAUGGAAGACCCAUUGAGUCCAAUUACACAAUGACAGUGGGGUCUGCACUCACAAUCAUGGAAGUGAGUGAACGAGACACUGGAAAUUACACCAUCAUCCUUACCAAUCCCAUUUCAAAGGAGAAGCAGAGCCACAUGGUCUCUUUGAUUGUGAAUGUCCCGCCCCAGAUAGGCGAGAAAGCCCUGAUCUCUCCCAUGGAUUCCUACCAGUAUGGUACCAUGCAGACGUUGACAUGCACAGUCUAUGCCAAUCCUCCCCUGCAUCACAUCCACUGGUACUGGCAGUUGGAGGAAGAGUGCUCCUACCAACCCAGCCAAACAAAUCCAUAUACUUGUAAAGAAUGGAGAAAUGUGGGAGAUUUCCAGGGGGGAAAUAAGAUCGAAGUCACCAAAAACCAAUAUGCCCUAAUUGAAGGAAAAAACAAAACUGUGAGUACUCUGGUCAUCCAAUCUGCCAGUGUGUCAGCUUUGUACAAAUGUGAAGCCAUCAACAAAGCUGGGCGAGGAGAGAGAGUGAUCUCCUUCCAUGUGACCAAGGGUCCUGAGAUUACCUUGCAACCCUCUGCCCAGCCAACCGAGCAGGAGAAUGUAUCUCUGUGGUGCACUGCAGACAGAACUACAUUUGAGAACCUCAUGUGGUACAAACUUGGCUCACAGGCAACAUCGGUCCCCAUGGGCGAAUCUCUCACACCAGUCUGCAAGAAUCUGAAUGCUCUUUGGAAACAGAAUGCCACCAUGUUCGCUAAUAGCACAAACGACAUUUUGAUCAUGAUGUUUCAGAAUGUAUCCCUGCAGGACCAAGGAGACUACAUCUGCUCUGCUCAAGACAGGAAGACCAAGAAAAGGCAUUGCGUUGUCAGACAGCUCACCAUCCUAGAGCGCAUGGCACCCAUGAUCACAGGAAACUUGGAGAAUCAGACCACAAGUAUUGGUGAAACCAUUGAAGUUGCUUGCCCAGUGUCCGGGAACCCCACUCCACAGAUUACAUGGUUUAAAGACAAUGAGACACUUGUGGAAGACUCAGGCAUUGUAUUGAAAGAUGGGAACCGGAACCUAACUAUCCGCAGGGUGAGGAAGGAGGAUGAAGGCCUUUACACCUGCCAGGCCUGCAAUGUUCUUGGCUGUGCAAGAGCGGAGACAUUUUUCAUAAUAGAAGGUGCCCAGGAAAAGACCAACUUGGAAGUCAUCAUUUUAGUCGGCACUGCGGUGAUUGCCAUGUUCUUCUGGCUGCUUCUUGUCAUCGUUCUACGGACCGUUAAGCGGGCCAAUGGAGGGGAACUGAAGACUGGCUACUUGUCCAUUGUCAUGGAUCCAGAUGAACUGCCCUUGGAUGAACGCUGUGAACGCCUGCCUUAUGAUGCCAGCAAAUGGGAGUUCCCCAGAGACCGACUAAAACUAGGUAAACCUCUUGGCCGUGGUGCCUUUGGCCAAGUGAUUGAGGCGGAUGCUUUUGGAAUUGACAAGACAGCAACUUGCAAAACAGUAGCUGUCAAAAUGUUGAAAGAAGGAGCCACGCACAGUGAGCACCGAGCCCUCAUGUCUGAACUCAAGAUCCUCAUCCACAUUGGCCACCACCUGAAUGUUGUCAACCUUCUAGGUGCUUGCACCAAGCCGGGAGGGCCUCUCAUGGUGAUUGUGGAAUUCUGCAAGUUUGGAAACCUAUCAACUUACUUACGGGGCAAGAGAAAUGAAUUUAUUACCUAUAAGAGCAAAGGGGCACGAUUCCGGCAAGGGAAAGACUAUGUUGGAGAAAUCUCUGUGGAUCUGAAACGCCGCUUGGACAGCAUCACUAGUAGCCAGAGCUCUGCCAGCUCGGGAUUUGUUGAGGAGAAAUCCCUCAGCGACGUGGAGGAAGAAGAAGCUUCUGAAGACCUGUAUAAGGAUUUCCUGACCUUGGAGCAUCUAAUCUGUUACAGCUUCCAAGUGGCUAAGGGCAUGGAAUUCUUGGCAUCUCGGAAGUGUAUCCACAGGGAUCUGGCAGCACGAAACAUUCUCUUGUCAGAGAAGAACGUGGUUAAAAUCUGUGACUUCGGAUUGGCCCGGGAUAUUUAUAAAGACCCAGAUUAUGUCAGAAAAGGAGAUGCCCGACUCCCUUUGAAAUGGAUGGCCCCAGAAACUAUUUUUGACAGAGUAUAUACAAUUCAGAGUGAUGUGUGGUCUUUCGGUGUUUUGCUCUGGGAAAUAUUUUCUUUAGGUGCUUCUCCUUAUCCUGGAGUAAAGAUUGAUGAGGAGUUUUGUAGGCGAUUGAAAGAAGGAACUAGAAUGAGGGCCCCUGACUACACCACACCAGAAAUGUACCAGACCAUGCUUGACUGCUGGCAUGAGGAACCCAACCAGAGACCCUCAUUUUCAGAGUUGGUAGAACAUUUGGGAAAUCUUCUGCAAGCUAAUGCUCAGCAGGAUGGCAAAGACUACAUUGUUCUUCCAAUGUCAGAGACUUUGAGCAUGGAAGAGGAUUCUGGACUCUCCCUGCCCACCUCACCUGUUUCCUGUAUGGAGGAAGAGGAAGUGUGUGACCCCAAAUUCCAUUAUGACAACACAGCAGGAAUCAGUCAGUAUCUGCAGAACAGUAAGCGAAAGAGUCGGCCAGUGAGUGUAAAAACAUUUGAAGAUAUCCCAUUGGAAGAACCAGAAGUAAAAGUAAUCCCAGAUGACAAUCAGACAGACAGUGGGAUGGUUCUUGCAUCAGAAGAGCUGAAAACUCUGGAAGACAGAACCAAAUUAGCUCCAUCUUUUAGUGGAAUGAUGCCCAGCAAAAGCAGGGAGUCCGUGGCCUCCGAAGGCUCCAACCAGACUAGUGGCUACCAGUCUGGGUAUCACUCGGAUGACACAGACACCACUGUGUACUCCAGCGAGGAGGCGGAACUUUUAAAGCUGGUGGAGGCUGCAGUGCAGGCUGACUGUGGGACCACACUGCGCUCACCUCCUAUUUAAAAGCGGGUGCCCACACUCCCGACUCCUGGAAAUUGUGAGAGAGGUGCUGCUUAGAGUUUCAAGUGUUGUUCUUUCCAUCACCUGGAAGUAGCCACAUUUGAUUUUCAUUUCAGAAAAAGGACCUCAAACUGCAAAGAGCUAGUUAUCUGGGCAUUUAAAGAGAAGAUGCCUGUGACCCAAGAAUGUGUUGGAUUGACUCUUUUUCAUUUAUUAAAAAAGCCUGUGUAAUGUCCCCAGCCAUGGGUCUCACCAUGAGUUAAAACAAAAGACAUUCAAACAAGGGCUCUGUCUCCAAGAAGUAGCCAUACCUGGGCAUUGGACACAUCUGUAAAAAUGGGUAAAAUGGACGAUGAUAGUGCUUUGGUUGAUAAGAUAAGAUGCUAAGGCCAAGUCUACCUAAAGGGCUUUGUGGAGGAUGUGGGCUGUGAGCCAAGUCUUAAGUGUGGGAUUUGGACUGAUAGGAAGGAAGGCAUGAGCUUGCUUAGAGAGUGCGCUGAAGCCUGCAGAUGCAUUGUGCUGGCUCUGGUGGAGGUGGGCAUGUGGCCUGUCAGGAAAUGCAAAGGCGACCAGCGAGGUUUCUGGUUUUAGAAGGUUGCGUGCUCUUCGCAGUUGGGCUAAAGGUGAGUUCCCUAUGCUGUUUCCGACUCCUAAUGAGAGUUCCUUCCGGACUCUUACGUGUCUCUUGGCCAGGCUCCAGGAAGGAAAUGAGGCAGCUCUGGCUCCUUGUCUCCCAGGCUGAUCCUUUAUUAGGAACACCACAAAGAGAGGACAUUUGGCCCAAGGCUCCCUGUCGUGUUGAAGACUUCUUACUGCACAAAGCAACUCAGAAUUUCUUCUGGGUGAAUAGCCACAUGUCUGUCUGGUGGCAGUGUCGAGGCUGAGUUCAAUGGGUUCUGUGUCAAGCUGUAGUGAUGCAGGCUUAGGAAGGUGCCAUCCUUUUGUCCCUCCCCUACCCCCAGGUCACCCCCAGAUCCUCAGUAUUUUAGCCUGAUGGCCUCUACACAACAGAAAAUCUGAUUUGGUUUAUUCACUUUCUGAAUAAAUGAUCAUUAGCCAGAUUUCAAAAUUGCCUUAUAGCCAAGGUUAUAAUAACACCUAUUGUAUUAUUUAGACUUUUAACAUAUAAAGCUAUUUCUACUGGACGUUUGCCCUUCUGCUAUCCUCCUUUCAAGAAAGAAACUCUAUUUUUCAUUUGGUACCAUAGUGUGAAAGGCUGAGAACAAGGACUUUAAAACAUGCUAUGGCGCAUAUAUUUAUAGUCUGUUAUGUAGAACAAAUGUAAUAUAUUAAAACUUUAUAUUAUAUAUAAUGAACUUUGUACUAUUCACAUUUUGUAUCAGUAUUAUGUAGCAUAACAAAGAUUGUAAUGCUUUCAGCAACUGAUGUCAUUUUAUUAAAAAAUAUUGAGAAAC
This is a messenger RNA of Nannospalax galili (Upper Galilee mountains blind mole rat), 5738 nucleotides long. RefSeq names its product kinase insert domain receptor (gene Kdr). Gene Ontology annotation, molecular function: growth factor binding; ATP binding; vascular endothelial growth factor receptor activity. The record is from RefSeq and is a predicted model, not a curated record. NCBI's taxonomy places the organism in Eukaryota, Metazoa, Chordata, Mammalia, Rodentia, Spalacidae. Gene Ontology annotation, cellular component: signaling receptor complex; membrane. Gene Ontology annotation, biological process: multicellular organism development; vascular endothelial growth factor receptor signaling pathway; endothelial cell differentiation. Bases 301 to 4326 code for a protein of 1341 amino acids. The transcript is spliced from 30 exons.